Messenger RNA from Myripristis murdjan (pinecone soldierfish), 1841 nucleotides. RefSeq names its product V-set and immunoglobulin domain containing 10 (gene vsig10). The record is from RefSeq and is a predicted model, not a curated record. NCBI's taxonomy places the organism in Eukaryota, Metazoa, Chordata, Actinopteri, Holocentriformes, Holocentridae. The transcript has 8 exons. The coding region runs from base 256 to 1554 and encodes 432 amino acids.
UAUCGUUGGUGGCAAAGUUUCCUGACUGGCAUGCUCGAGUAAACACUGACGGUCUGGUCAAAUCUUGUCCGUGCUUGAGAGAAGAGCCCCUCACCAUGUCCAGCCGCUCGGACCUGGUGCGGUAGUUCUGAGAAUGAACAGGUCGACGCUCCCGCUGCUCGUUUCCGCUGCAAACAGCCUCAAAGCGGCGGACUAGUCGGACAGGUUUGGACCUUCUGCCUUUGUUCAACUUCCAGGCGAUGCAGGCAGGUUACCAUGAAGGGUGUCACAACAGCAGCGCUUCUGCACCUGUGCUUCCAUGUGACAGUGGCAGUUUCAGGUGAACGCUCCGCCACCUUUACAGUAGCACCUGGCGAGCUCGUGCAACUUCCGUGUAGCACCGACGGCGGUGUGACGCCGAGCUUCACCAGGUGGACGAAAAAUGGACGAGAACUCAUCAGCCGCAACCACACGGCAGGUGACCCGAGCGCCUCACCUGGAGCGCGCCUCACAGUCCUGGCCAAUGGGAGUCUGAACAUCCAGGAGGUGGCUGCAGGUGAUGAGGGGACGUACACCUGCAACGCCACGCUCCAGAACAACACCAUUCAAUCAAGUGUCCAACUUCAAGUACUCAUUGCUCCGGAGAGGCACCCUGAGUGCCAGUGGCAGCCAGCGGAGGACCCGUCCCACGUCUGGUUCAACUGCUCCUGGUUCGGGGCCUAUCCUACCCCCACGCUGACCUGGGGGGAAAACCACCACGGCCAAGGGACUACACUGAUAUCACAUCUCUAUGCGACCAAUGUAACCGACUACCUGGAGGUGAAGAUGAACCGGUCGCAGCUGUUCGACGGACAGACGAUGAAAUGCGUGGCUGAACACCCGGCGCUCGGUUCAGGAGGAGAAAAGACGUGUUCGCUCACCCUCAAGAUGCCGUUCCCUGACGGUGAGCCGCUGGUCACCGCCAUGGAGGCAACCAAUGUGACGCUGAUCUGCUCUGAGACCAGCUCUCUGCCCCCCGCCAACACCGUGUGGAAGAGGGGAAUCCAGCAGGAAGACAUUGUGUCCGGACAGAAGUACGUCCUGUCUCAGGAGGGACCCGUCUUCCGGCUGACCAUAGUCAACGUCAGCAAGGACGACGAGGGCGCCUACUUCUGCCGCAGUGAGAACCCGCUCGGCGUCCGCGAGCUGGAGGUCUACCUCACUGUGAAGACCUCCAACGCCUACACAGGAGCUAUCAUCGGUGUGUUCAUCGCUGUGCUGAUAGUGGGAUCAGCUGUCAUCAUCGCCAACCUGGUGUACUCCAACCGCCACCGCGUGUGCCUCGGAAAUGGCUUUGGCCAAAUGCAGGAGGACAGAGGAGACGUGCUGAGCCUGGUGGAGUCGGACGAUGAGCAGAUCUUUCAGGACGCCGUGCCCCGCCUGCCACCGGUCACCAACGGCAACCACACAACCUUCGUCCAGAUACACCGCAUCCCGUCUAGUGAACAGGACGAUUCAGAAACCGCUGACCCGAGUCCACAGCAGCAAGAAGACACUGUACAGACAGAGGAACCGGCGGAUCUUGUGACAUUUUAGCUAUUGGGUGUUUUUUUUUUUUAGAUGUUCAAUGUUCAAUGUUUUAUAGGUAAAUGUCAUUUACUCCCAAUGAGACUGUGAACAGAAAUGGUGGAAGACAUAAAAAACCUUUUAUGUUUUUAAUUUCACUGUCUUUUUUUGGAUUGUUCAUUGUUUGUUCAUUGAAAAAAAAAAAAAGUUUUGUACGUUCAUCUCUGUGAUUGAUACUAUUUGAUUGUCCACCAGUUUGACUGUGUUGUACUAAUGAUGAAGUUUAUAAAUGACAUUGGUUUAAAAAAAAAAAAAAA